CUUUCACUCGAACGCUUGAACGCUAGUUUGUCUUUUGAAUUCCCCUGCUCUUAACUUUUCUCUCUUCUCUUUUUCUCUCAGCCCAUUGAAUCGGAUCACUUGCGUGCGUGUGCGCGUGCGAAUGUCCACUCUUAUCUUACUGCAACCGCACCUUCACCAAGUAUCGUCGUCUUUACCGAUUCACUAAAACUCCUUGUGUUCUACAGCAAUGGCUCUAUUCUUCCAACUGGCUAAAAUUCGACGCUCUCCUGUGCCUUCUACUCCCUCACCCAGUUCUUCUCCGUGGGUCUUUGAUAUUCCUGAGGCUACACGAGCAAUUCUCGAGAACCUAGCUGAACCUCUGACUGUUGUGUCAUUCUUUUCGUAUCACAGAUCAAUUCAGGAUGCUCUAUGUGAUGCAGCAGCAACAGCAGCAGCAUCUGCGUCAGUUAUCAGAAAUUCAUACAGUAGCGAUACAAAUAAUGAACAGGAACAGACCAAUGACACGGAGACAACAUCGACAACAUCAACAACAGAUAUUAGGCUUCUCGGUGGUGGCAUCUGGGCUUGGCUAUCAUCACCAACAAGUACAAUGGAUUCUGUAUCAUCUAGUCACCCGGUUCAUACACUCUACGUAAUAUACCGACAUGAUAACAGCAUCAGUCCUAAUACAUUAUAUGAUAGUACGACGGAGAACAGCGCUUUCUCAUUUCCACUCCAUGGGAUUCUUGAACCUAUACUUGCCCUCUUCUCAAACCAGUUGAACAUUGUAUCGCCCACGAUCUACGAUACCGAAGGGGAUUUGGCCCGACUAGCGCGGUCGUUACUCACAUUGCAGACGACGCAACGUCACUACCCGCCUUUCGACUUGCCAAGCCUGAAUUGGCGUUGGAGCGAUCCUGUUAAUAGAGCAAUAUCAAAUUCAAAAGCCAAGAGCGAUCAUGGACAUGCUCGUGGAGCUGCUACACUCGAGAUGUAUAUCAGCGAUGCUAGAAAGUCCACCGGCGUAAUGUCUAUUGAAAGCGAAGAUAUUGCAGCGCAAGUUGCAGUGCUCGAGCAGUUUUUUAGGUCCAUCAAGUGUUGUCCCUCACCAGCGUCAUCGAAGAUUAAUAACAGGGCUGGAGGAAGUAUUCGUAAAAGGCGAUCUAAAAUGAACGAACAAUCAAUCGAGGCUGUCCUCAUGCGAGAUCUAAAGGAUUUGACAGUGACUGACACAAAAAAAAGUAAUGAGGCUCAUAUUGACAGCUCCUGGUUUCAUGAGCUCACGGGCCGUAGCAAACAGCGGCCGGAUAAUCAAAGCACUUUAACAGAGAGCCAGAAGGCUACAAGUGGUGCUGUACUCUAUGCCAAGCUCCAGACAUACUUGACUCAGUUAAAUGGAUGUUCAGCACCACUAAAUCUGUCCGACCUGCAGCAAGCCGCACGCGAUGCCAUUCGUGAACGUGCAUUAUACAAUGGAGCACAUACAUACCACCGUAUCAUGAACGAGCAUCUGGACCGACAACCCAUCCCAUUACCUUGGCACACUCUUGCAAUGCUCCAUCACGAUGCUCAAUCUAGAUCAUUAGAAGAAAUCGAAAGGCGCUAUUAUCUUGGUUUCGAGUAUUACCUACCCAAGUUGCUUGGUGAUUUUCGGACUCAUUGUCUCAAAACCACUAUCACAGACCAUGCUUCAGGAAAGUCUGCAGCUGCAACGGAUGCAAACCUUGUUGGAGCAACAUCGGCUUUAGAGAUGAUGGUUCCCACAGGAGGGCUUUAUCUGGAAUAUUAUAACGCAAAUGCUUCGGCACUGCAGAACCAUCAUAUGGUUACUUUAGAUGAACAUUGGCAAGUAUUCAAGAACCGUCUAUUAGGCAAUCAGCGAAAUAGCAGUAGUUUAGCUUCAGCUACAGUGUCACCUCUAACGCUGAGAUCUUCACCCGAUAUUAAGGACUAUUCUGACUUUUUACAAGCCGUUGAUCAAGUUCGCAGAAACUAUCUUGAGACGUGCAUACCUAGCGCGGAAGCCCUUUCUAUUCUAGAAAACUUGGAUGAGAUGCAACAAGCUGAAUCUGUCAUCUUCCUACAAUCGGUUGCUAAUACUGCUCCAAACUCAGCUUUACCCACAUCUCCAGUCACUCUUUCAUCUCAUUUGAAGCGAUGUUCUUCUAUCUCCUCUUCAACACGUCAGUCUCUCGUCCUUAUGAAUGGAAGCAUUGGUAAUAUUGCUGGGGCAGGUAGUGCAAGCAGCGCAGAUGUUUUAACUGAUACACUGAACGGGAAGAGCACCAGCAUUCAGGCUUUAGCAUCAGUAAAUGGAAAUGUGGACAUUAAUAGUACUAGCACUAGCAUAUCGAGAAGCGCGACAGCACAAUCACUACAGCAGAAUGAGCAUGCUCCGACAGAGCUUGAACAACAGAUCGCUGAGAUUAUGAUGGCUAAGAGGCGGUCCAAAUUGGAAGACAAUGACAAAGACUCGCAAGAUAAAGAGUUGGGUAGUGCUGGCAUAGAGUCUUCCAGCAGUACCGGCAACGUAGAUGGUUCAAUGUCAAGCGAUCAAAAAGAGCACGCCAAUAGCACAGUCGUCCAGUUCGGAUGGACAAUUCACAUGCUACAUGCCAAUACAUUGCAAUAUGCCUGGAUCUGGAAUUGGCUAUAUUCCCACGAAGGAUCAUCUCGCCAGAAUGUAGUUGCCUGUGAUAGCAAGACGUAUACUGCUUCAAAAUGGAUUAUCCUCCCUGCAAAGGAUAUAAUCCGCACCCGUAAAGAUUGGAAGGUCAAAUAUGGUGACCGUGUCUGGAUUAUUUCAUAUUGGUUUUCUACUAGGAAUACUAAAAUAGAAAUGCCAGAGUAUCUACCACGAGCGCAAGGAGCCCCAUGUCGACAUAUUGUCCCAUAUGGUGAAACUUAUGUUAUUUGUAAGACCUGCCCAGCUGAUGUUCUUUGCAUGAGAUGUUUCCGAGCUUCGGAUCAUGCUGAUCAUACGAUGUACUUGCAGUGCUCUUGGGGGACAUCUGUCUGCGUCUGUAGCGAUCCUUCCAGGUUAAAAAUGAGACGGAUGCUUCACUGUUCAUUGCACUCUGCGGAAAGUCAAAAAUCUUAUUCAGGCCAUACAAAGGGCAAACCAUGUCAGAUCAAAUUUAAGGCGGGUGAAAAAGUGUAUCGAUGCAAGUCGUGCGCUACCAAUGCCAACGAUGAUGCGGUACUCUGCGUUCGAUGUUUCCGCUCUCACAACCACUUUGGCCAUGAUUUUAUAGCUCAACUUGCAAGAGACGGCUCCAGUUGCAGCUGCUGUGAUGGAAAGUUCUGGAAAUUCGAUUUGCGUUGUGCAUACCAUAGCCCUGGUGUUCUCGAGAGCGAAUAUCUUCCAAGGUCUAUCAGGCUACCUUCACCUUCUAAAUCACCAUGGAAACCUUUACCACCUGAGCAAGAGGCUGCUUCAUCAUCGUCUUCCCCCUCUUCUCCAGCUCUGGUUCACUCUACCACCGAUGAUCAGACUUCACCCUCACUUCCACCUAAAGCUGUAUCAGAAGUAGCCAAAGCAUCAUUAGAAUCACAACGAUGCGGACAUAUAUUCAAGCCUGGCGAAGAUAUCUAUCACUGUAAAGACUGCAGUUUCAAUAGUAUGGUGGUAUUAUGUGGGCGAUGCUUUCACAACUCACGAUGCGUGAAACAUCGUUGGAGGAUGGGUGUCUUCCAGCAGCCCGAUGUCAAACCAAGGACCAGUUCUGAGUUGACUCGCGGGAUCCCCGCUGAAGAGUCGACUCGUGAGAUCGCUGCUGAAGAGUCAACCCACGAGGUCCCUGCCGAAGGCGAACAAGCUGAAAUAGGUAUAACCAUGAACACUGUAGACUCGCCCUGUUACCCAUCGGAUGAGACACUGGAGCAAGAAUUACCAGAAAGUGAGAAUAAUGAAAGUAAUGAGGAAGAGCUACAAGAUGAGGCAGUUUAUCAUGUAUCAUGCGAUUGUGGUGAUCCAACCAUGUUUAAGACUGCGUUUGACUGCAACUAUCAUUUACCACAGGAAUUCCGACCUGUUCCAAGUCUCAGUCAUUGCAAUUAUCUCUUUGAGCGUCAUGAGAGUAUGUGGCGCUGUCGAACUUGUCAUGUUGUUGAUAGCGAGCACAUCACAAAUCCUUCUUUAAUGCUGGAUUCGAUCCCAACGGAUGACUCAGAGGAUGAACAUCAGUCUAGCUUGCCUACUGCAACAUCAGACAUAUGGAUUUGUACUCGUUGCUUUAAAUCUGAAGACCACAUUGGCCAUGAGAUUGAGGAAGGGAUCAAUAAGCAUAAUGAAGGUCUAUACUGUCACUGUGGUGACCCAAGUAUCCUAAGACAGCCACCUACACAAGCCAAUAUUAAUAGUACAGAUUGCAAAGACGAUCAUAAUCGACAGACUGUGCUUUGUGUUACGGAUAUAAAGGAAGGUAUGCACUACUACCAAUGCAAGACAUGUCAGACAGAUCCUGGAAGAGUAUUUUGCGAGUCUUGUUUUAUCAAAGAAGCCCAUCAGGGCCACAGUUAUCUGCGAUUGUAUGCCUCGAUUGGAUUUGAAACUACGCGAUGUGGAUGUGGUGAGAAUAGCGCGUUUCGCUUUGCUACACAUUGUGAGCGGCACGAGCGGGCUGGUGGAACGAACAUCGUUCACAGAUGCCUUUAUACUGCGAGUGCUGGUGAAUGGGUUGCAAUUUGCAGUGAUUGCUACCCUCCACAAGAUGGUAUGGCCCCACCAUAUCUUUGCUUAAGAUGUCGUCAAGCUUCAGAUCAUUUAGAUCAUAAUGUCAAAUGGAUCAAGAUAGAGCAAGAUAUGUCAUACCCAUGCGCAUGUGGCUCACAUUCACUAUCUCGUCUGGCAUUAUCUGAAGUGUCGUAUGGUAUGCCUUCUGUUCAGAUCACUGCUCCUGACGAUAUCGACGAGGCAGACAAAAUGAAAUUUAUCGAUCCCCCAUCGCUUUGCCAGUAUCAUACCAUGAUCUACAAGACUACACCUUCGACUACACUCUAUCUCCAUUCGCACAAUCAUCGAUCUCUUAAUCACCAAGAUCAUAACGAGGUUACUGGAUACCGAUACCACGACAGUAACAAUGAUUGGAUCGUCACUCGACCAGAGCCCGAUAUCAAGAAACCACUCUCGCCUUUUCUGCAAUGGAAAGAUGUAUUUUGGCUGCAGCAUGUUAAUACAGGCAAAUACCUCAACUCAAUGGCCAGCCUCAAGAUAAAUCAAGGAUUUCAAGAAGUUAGUGCUAUAGAGGGACCACAUAGUAACAACGACUGGGUGGUCGAAGAAACCACAUGGCUUAGACAACAAAUAUUGAGCGACGAGUAAUGGUUUCUAUUAAAAACAUUGAGGGGUUUUCUU
This is a messenger RNA of Lobosporangium transversale, 5317 nucleotides long. RefSeq lists its product as hypothetical. The record is from RefSeq and is a predicted model, not a curated record. Bases 209 to 5284 code for a protein of 1691 amino acids. Gene Ontology annotation, cellular component: ubiquitin ligase complex; cytoplasm. Lineage: Eukaryota; Fungi; Mortierellomycota; Mortierellomycetes; Mortierellales; Mortierellaceae. The transcript has 11 exons. Gene Ontology annotation, biological process: protein ubiquitination; ubiquitin-dependent protein catabolic process via the N-end rule pathway. Gene Ontology annotation, molecular function: ubiquitin protein ligase activity; zinc ion binding.